GCAGACCGUUUGGGACAUUCUGACAGGAAGUCCGAUACGACACGUUCUGAUGUUAAGAUGGGGACUCGGUUGAAGGUACUGAAAGCGUUCAAAGCUUUGCAUCGGACAAGAAUGGAUGUUUUCAAAGAGGACGAUAGAGCAUUGACAGCUGCAAGGUUAAAAAUAAAUGAGGAAUACAGAAAAAACAAAGAGGAAACUUCAGAAGAAAACAUAAAUAAGAUGAUAAAAAUGAGCUCUGAUGUGGAAAGUAUUCUUCGUCUAAAUGUCAUUCAAGCUGAGCAUUUAUCACAAAAUACUAUACAGCUUCGACCCCGAAAGAGCCUUCUUCUGGAGAAUGUGCCAUACUGUGAUCAACCAAGGAGAAAAUCGUGACAGUAAAAUUAUCAUUCUAGUACUAAGAUCAUGCCUCUACAAUGUUACUGUAAUGUGUCCAGACCAUUUUUUCCUGUGUAUGAAGAGCAAUUUGGACUGUCAAAAGACAAAAGGUUAUCACUAACAUGGAAAUUAUUUUCAAAAUAUUUAGACUUUACUGGACCAUAUGUUAUGUGUUACGUGUUUCAUUGUUGUAAGAUAUAGUCACAUAACUGUGCAAGCUAUUGAUUUGACUAUUAAACUCACAAGUGAAGGUGCAUUAUA
Messenger RNA from Hypomesus transpacificus, 636 nucleotides. It is a transcript of the gene lyrm7, whose product is annotated as LYR motif containing 7. Bases 58 to 372 code for a protein of 104 amino acids. The transcript has 5 exons. The record is from RefSeq and is a predicted model, not a curated record. Lineage: Eukaryota; Metazoa; Chordata; Actinopteri; Osmeriformes; Osmeridae. Gene Ontology annotation, biological process: mitochondrial respiratory chain complex III assembly.